UUUCGAGGCUACAACAAGCUCAUAAGGCCAGUACAGAACAUGACAGAGAAGGUUGACGUACGAUUCGGUCUUGCCUUCGUUCAACUCAUCAAUGUGAAUGAGAAGAACCAGAUCAUGAAGUCAAAUGUAUGGCUUAGAUUGGUGUGGAAUGAUUAUCAACUGCAAUGGGACGAAGCAGACUACGGCGGAAUCGGGGUCCUGAGACUUCCUCCUGACAAAGUUUGGAAACCGGACAUAGUUCUCUUUAACAAUGCUGAUGGCAACUAUGAAGUGAGAUACAAGUCCAACGUAUUGAUCUACCCGAACGGAGAGGUCUUGUGGGUACCCCCAGCCAUUUACCAGAGUUCGUGCACGAUUGAUGUAACGUACUUCCCUUUCGACCAGCAGACGUGCAUAAUGAAGUUUGGAUCGUGGACAUUCAACGGUGACCAAGUGUCCUUAGCGUUGUACAAUAACAAAAAUUUUGUGGACUUGUCCGAUUACUGGAAAUCGGGUACAUGGGAUAUUAUUGAGGUACCAGCCUACCUGAACGAGUACCCGGUAAUUCCAACAGAAACAGACAUUACUUUCUAUAUAGUAAUCCGACGUAAAACGCUGUUUUACACAGUGAAUCUGAUUCUACCAACGGUGCUAAUAUCCUUCCUCUGUGUGCUAGUGUUCUACCUGCCAGCGGAGGCGGGGGAGAAAGUGACCCUCGGAAUCAGUAUUCUCUUGUCGCUGGUUGUGUUCCUCUUGCUUGUAUCCAAAAUUCUUCCUCCAACCUCGUUGGUGCUACCUUUGAUCGCGAAGUACUUACUGUUCACAUUUAUCAUGAACACAGUUAGUAUCCUCGUAACUGUCAUCAUCAUCAACUGGAACUUCCGUGGUCCUCGGACACACAGGAUGCCACCCUGGAUACGAGCGAUGUUCCUCUACUACCUGCCGAUCGUGCUUCUGAUGAAGCGUCCCAAAAAGACUCGACUCCGAUGGAUGAUGGAGAUGCCAGGCAUGUCCGCUCCACCUCAUCCUUCCUACGGAUCACCCGCCGAAUUGCCCAAACACACGGUGCCGUCAGCCACAAGUAGAAAUAAGGUGGAGCUCAUGGAACUAUCAGAUCUGCAUCAUCCUAACUGUAAGAUCAACAGGAAGUCAAGCGCGGAGCUUGGAGGAAGUGGGGCAGGUUCUGGCGCUGUCGGUGGACGUCGUGAGAGUGAAAGUUCAGACUCUCUCCUACUUUCGCCCGAGGCGUCGAAAGCCACAGAGGCCGUCGAGUUCAUCGCGGAACAUCUCCGCAACGAAGACCAAUACAUUCAGAUCCGGGAGGACUGGAAGUAUGUUGCCAUGGUGAUAGACAGGCUACAGCUGUACAUCUUCUUCCUGGUGACGACUGCUGGAACUAUCGGGAUACUGAUGGACGCGCCUCACAUAUUCGAAUAUGUUGAUCAGGACCGAAUAAUCGAGAUAUAUCGUGGGAAAUGAGGACCCGUUGAAAUGGGUUAUUAUUGGAUUCAGUUAUUUGUUAAAAUAUAAACUUACUCCAGAAAAGUGGUGUGUUGAAGAUAUUCUAUCAAAUGCUAUUACACGGCUAAAUGAAAAUUUAGCUUCCUACGAGCACUACCAAUAGUGAUAUUCAAUUGUUAUAAUAGUGAAACCACAGUUUGAAACGAAACAAAGAAAAUGUAACAAUCAUGUCACUGGCUGUUUCAUUGUUAGCGUGAUGAAUCUGAAUCAACGAUAAGAGACGAUACAGACUAAUUAUUUUCAUUUGUUAAUCAAUGGCAGUAUAGAAAUGUUAUGUGACUAGACGGAUAGGCCUAACGAUUGCUUCGGUCCUAGUUGCAUUACAGAACGAGAUUUUUUUAACAUCCAUAUAUAAUUAACUAGAGAAUAAUAAGUGCUAUGUAACAUAUAAUGGAAAACUAAGGACUAAAGAGUUUCUUUUGAAUUAGCCAGGAAGAACUUGUGCUCAAAAGUAAAAAAAAAAUAUACAAAUUUAAUCUCAAAUUCUAUAUGGAAAUAUGUUAUCAUAGAAGAAGGAAAUCUACAGAAUGCAAAUUACCUUCUCUGUAUUGUUAUAAAACAAAUAAUGUAUAAUAACAAAUUGACUUCUUUUCAUA
Molecule: messenger RNA, 2096 nt
Organism: Zootermopsis nevadensis
Lineage: Eukaryota; Metazoa; Arthropoda; Insecta; Blattodea; Termopsidae
Gene: nAChRbeta1
Product: nicotinic acetylcholine receptor beta1
Biological process (GO): monoatomic ion transmembrane transport
Cellular component (GO): postsynaptic membrane
Molecular function (GO): transmembrane signaling receptor activity; acetylcholine-gated monoatomic cation-selective channel activity
Source: RefSeq, a predicted model, not a curated record